This is a messenger RNA of Spinacia oleracea (spinach), 609 nucleotides long. Its product is annotated as GEM-like protein 1. Lineage: Eukaryota; Viridiplantae; Streptophyta; Magnoliopsida; Caryophyllales; Amaranthaceae. The record is from RefSeq and is a predicted model, not a curated record. The transcript has a single exon. Bases 1 to 609 code for a protein of 202 amino acids.
AUGAACAACUCCUCCGCCGUCACCGUUCCCGAGAAUUUAUACCUCCACGCGUCCCCAGCACCACCGCCAACGACAUCGUCCGACACCUUCAACAAUCUCGGACGAAAACUUGAAACCGCCACCAGAAAGGCGGAGACCUUCGCAGGUAACCUCUACAACCACCUCCGAACCGGGCCUGGUAUCGUCGAUGUCACGAUGACCCGGAUCGAGCAGGCGGGCCGAGUCAUCUCCGAAGGCGGUUGCGACAAGGUUUUCCGCCGAGAGUUUGGGAGUGUUUCUGGUGAGAAGCUCAAGAAGACUUAUGCCUGUUACCUGUCCACCACUGGUGGUCCAGUUAUGGGUACGGUUUAUAUUUCGAAUAAGCGAAUCGGUUUUCGGAGCGAUUCACAGGUUUGGAGUGGACCUGUUGCCGGGCCGGGUCAGUGGGUUUACUAUAAGGUGAUGAUGAUGCUGGAUCAGGUUUUGGCGGUUAACCCGUCAGCAAACCCGGUUAAACCUGCUGAGAAGUAUAUUAUGAUGUUGACAAAGGAUGGGCAUGAGUUUUGGUUUAUGGGUUUUAUUUCUUAUGAUCAGGCUCUUAAGAAUCUUUACAAGGCUUUACAACAUUGA